Molecule: messenger RNA, 1179 nt
Organism: Mesorhabditis belari
Lineage: Eukaryota; Metazoa; Nematoda; Chromadorea; Rhabditida; Rhabditidae
Source: the annotation of a GenBank genome assembly
AUGGGUCUCUACGAUGACGAGGAGGAAGACGAAGUGCCCGUGUCGGCGAUGGGAAAAGAAAAAACGAAAUCUCAGGCGAUCCCGAGUGUUUCCCGUGAAAAUGGCCUCGUCGAUGGGGAACCGACGCUGAAAAGGAGUCGACAGCAGCUGGAUGAUGAUGGAGACGACAUUUUCGCGGAAAACACCGGGGAAUCGACGGAAAGCGAACGACGACGCAGCGCUCCUAUCAACGCACAGAGCAAGUUUGCUACCACAUCGCGGAAUGGAUUGGAUGAGGAGAAAACAGAGAAAUCUCCGCGUUUGCUGUGGACGAUGAGAGCAAAGAAGGGGGAAAGAGACGAGAUGCAAGACGGGCAUCUCGUUGUCGAGAAGAUGAUCGAAGCGAGCAAGGAUGUAUAUCGUUGCGCUUUGUACGCGAUCUUCGAUGGGCAUGGCGGCGCGCGAGCGGCGAAACAUUGCGAGAAGAAGAUCGGAGAGAUUUUUGAGGCGAAAUUGAAAGCCGCCGGCGACGUGACGACGAUCGAAAAAUCGCUGAAGAGAAUCUUUGCCGACACUUACAAACACGUGGAUGAGCUCUUUUUAAUGGAAGCAAGAAAGAAUAAACCUGUUUGGAAAGACGGGACCACAGCGACGACCGUGCUUUUUCUCAAUGGAGCCAUCUAUGCGGCGAAUAUCGGCGACAGUCGGGCGGUUGUGGCUCGAGAGAAAGACGAUGGGACAAGCGAAUUGUGCUCAAUCCAAAUGACAAUCGAUCACUCGCCAUUGUUGCAUGACGAACGAAUGCGAAUACAGAAAGCCGGUGGCACAGUAAAAGACGGUCGCGUCAACGGUCUACUCGAGGUAUCUCGGUCGAUCGGCGACGGACAAUUCAAGGGAUUCGGCGUGAUUGCACAACCGGAUUUGAAAAAAUUGACGAUCACGGAUAGGGAUCGAUUCCUUGUGAUCGCUUGCGACGGUUUGUGGAAAUCUUUUGGAAAUGAUGAGGCGAUAAAUUACAUCAGAAACGAGGUGGAAAAGGCGAAAAAGCUCGAUUCUUUCCUCGCCACUUCUUCGCCUAAUGUUGAACAAUCGGCCUGGGAUCACGCGGUUGAGAGCAUUUGCGCUGAGGCGAUACGCAGGAAAUGCGGCGACAAUGUGAGCGUGCUGCUCGUCAAAAUUGACAAUUUCGUCAAAAAAGAG